Molecule: messenger RNA, 1576 nt
Organism: Pogoniulus pusillus (Red-fronted tinkerbird)
Lineage: Eukaryota; Metazoa; Chordata; Aves; Piciformes; Lybiidae
Gene: HMGA1
Product: high mobility group AT-hook 1
Exons: 5
Coding region: 107-418 (103 amino acids)
Biological process (GO): regulation of DNA-templated transcription
Cellular component (GO): nucleus; chromatin
Molecular function (GO): DNA binding; transcription coregulator activity
Source: RefSeq, a predicted model, not a curated record
AACAGGGCGAAGGGGGAGGCCGAGGUGCUGCUGGGUGACUGGGCACCCCCCCGCGCCGUGCCCGGGGCUCGCAGGGCCCGUGGAGUCCUGAGCAGGCUGAAGGACAAUGAGUGAGUCUGGAGCCAAGUCCAGCCAGCCCCUGGCCUCCAAGGGGGAGAAGGACGUGGCGGAGAAGAGGGGCCGGGGGCGGCCCAGGAAGAAGCCGCAGCAGGAGCCCAGCGACGCACCGACCCCCAAGAGACCCCGCGGGCGUCCCAAGGGCAGUAAAAACAAGGCCAGCACAAAGGGCAGGAAAGCUGCAGUCGCACCAGGGAGAAAGCCUCGAGGCCGACCCAAAAAAACGGGAUGCUGGGCGGGGCUGCAGCACUCCUCCAACCAUGCCCUCUUGCCUGGCAGCAGCAGGACGAAGAGGAGGUGAACAUUUCCCAGGAGUCGUCCGAGGAGGAGCAGUGAAGCUCCCGGCCCGGCACUACCUCAUCGCCCGACGGCCCCGCGCCCGGGAGGGCUUGGGGAGAGACCUACUGCAGCCCCUGGCUUUUCCCUCCUCUUCCUCCGCUCCUUCCUCACCCUCAGACAAUGGCAGCACUGGAGAACAGCCCAACCUGGGCAGCCCCCGCAGCCCCCCACCCAGGGACUGUGGGGGGGACACCCACCCCAGCUCCCCCUUCACCCCAGCACUGGGUUUUGGGGUAGCCCCACUGGCAAGGGGGUACCUGGCAGAGACCUGAGCCUGGGACCCUCCACACACCCUUUGCUGUCCCACUCCCCCUCAAUGCAAUGAUCUCACCCAUCCGAAGUGGGUGCUGGUUACCCCCCCAGCACCAGGCUUUGCCCUGGGGGCCUCUACAGGGAAAAGAUGGGGUGGGGGCAGUGAAGCUGAGACCCCCUCAAACACAUUAGACCUUCGCUCUGUCCUGCUGCUACCCUGGGCUUUCCCCUUCCUUGUGCCCCACUCCAAGUCCUGAGUGAUGCCAGGGCUUGGUGCCUGUCCCCGGGGGGUGUCCUGUCCCUAGGGUGGCUGGGCCCCCCCCCCCAGGUUCUGGUAUAUAUUAUUUGGUUUGGUUUUUUUAGUACUUUCUGGUUGUUUUUUUUCCUUUCAUUCACAACUACCUCUGGAUAUUUAAGUUCCACUCUCUGAACUCACAGAUGUGCUGCUGGCAUUGGGGCAUCGUUGGCUCGUUGGGGUCCUCCUCCAGGGUGUUGCUGGGAGCCGGGGGGGGGCAUUGGGGUUGUUUUUCCUUUUCUUUUGGGCUUUUUUUGGUUUUAUUUUUUGUGGGUUUGGUUUUUGUUGGCUUUGUUUGGUUUUUUUUCAGUUGUCUAAGGUCUGGGCUGCUUUGCUGCUCCAAGGGAUGGAGGCUGGCAGGGUGGAGGGCUGGGGGGCACCAGAGGAUGCUCCCACACACACACCCCCCAGCCACUGCAGGAGAGCUGCGGUGGGACUGGAGGUUGGUGCCGGGCAGCCCCGGAGGGAGAAGGAAGUCAGGGGUUUGGUUUGGGGGUUUGUUGUUUUUUUUGUCCACUGCUAACGACCUUUUGGGUUCCUAUUUGCAGUUACUUGAAUAAAACAUUUUAUGGA